CUUCAAGAAAAGCAACAAUUAACAAUUGUAUAACAAACUUUAAACUUUAACAAAAUGUUCAAAUUCAUCGCUGUCUGCUUCUUCGCUUUGUUGGCUGUUGCCGCCGCUAAACCCGGUUUGGUAGCUCCUUUGGCUUACUCUGCUCCCUUGACUUAUGCUGCUGCUCCUGCUGUUGUUGGUCAUGCUUCUUAUGUAGCUCCUUUUGCCUCCACCUACAAUGCUCACCAUGUUGCUCACUCUGCUGCCUUCCCUGCCGCUUAUGCCGCUGCACCAGUUGUAGCUGCUUCUCCCUAUGCCGCCGCUCCCUUUGUAGGUGCUGCUUAUGCUGCUCCUCUUGCCACUCCCUUCGCCGCCCCUGUUUUGUUGAAGAAGUAGAUCAGUGAAGUGUUUUUGAAUAAAUAAAUAUGUGAUAAAUUGAAAA
Messenger RNA from Lucilia sericata (common green bottle fly), 421 nucleotides. RefSeq names its product pupal cuticle protein C1B-like. The record is from RefSeq and is a predicted model, not a curated record. Bases 55 to 375 code for a protein of 106 amino acids. The transcript is spliced from 2 exons. NCBI's taxonomy places the organism in Eukaryota, Metazoa, Arthropoda, Insecta, Diptera, Calliphoridae.